Messenger RNA from Paramecium sonneborni, 1822 nucleotides. Lineage: Eukaryota; Ciliophora; Oligohymenophorea; Peniculida; Parameciidae. The record is from the annotation of a GenBank genome assembly.
AUGAAUUAAAGGGAUGGACAAACAGAAAAGAUUGAGAAAGACUUUUCAAGAUUGUUGGAGAGAUAUAAUCGUUCAAAAUAAGUCAUUGAUUAAUUGUAUUAAUCAGGUGGUAAGAAUGAUACAACAAUACGUUCUGAAAAAAAUAAUAAGGAAGAGAAAGAGAAGGAAUAUGUAUCUAGAGAUAAGUAUAACAAAAUGAGAAGCUUGAAUAAAGAGCUUAAAGUAUAAAAUUGAAUUAAAAAAUAAAUUAGAUAACUCUAAAAGAAUAUAUCGAUAGAACAAAAGAGUUGGAAUAGACAAUAGGAGGUAAAGAUGAAUUAAUUGAAAAGUAUGAGAAGGAACUACGAGAAUAAUAGGAAAAUUUGUAUAAUCAAUUACAAGAAUAGAAAGAAUAGAUUUUGAAAGAAGAUUAAUAUGCACGAGUAAAUGAAGAUCUUAGAGCAUAAUUAACUUAGGCAAAAUAGAAAUUAAUUAAAAAGAAAGCAAAAAUAUAAUUGCUUAAGGAUUUCUAAAAAUCAAAUGAUGUAAAAAUUAUAAUUAAUGUUUGUUUUUAGAAUAAAUUUGAAGAUUAGAAACAAGUAUUUUAAUAAGAAUUAGAGAGAGUGCAAAAAUUAUGUGAAGAGUUCUCAAAUGAGAUGUAAGAUUAAUUGAUUAAUCUUUAAUUAGUAAAGAUUCUGAAAAGAGACUCAUAUGUUUAAGUGAUGAAAAUGAACAAUAUAAAUAAUUAUUAGAUUAAAAAGAAGAGGAUAGAAGAUAUUUAGAGCUAAUGAUUUAAGACGAAAGAGAUAAUGCAAAUAAAAUAAAUUCUAAAAUUUAGGAAUUUUUGGAUGAAAAAAAGAUUUUAUAAAUUACUAUAGAAAAUUAAGGGAAGAAAGUUUAAGAUCUUGAGGAAUUAUUGAAAUAAGCUGAUGUGAGAUAUUAGAUGCUAUAAGGAAAGUUAGAUUAAGAAAAAUAAGGUUUGAUUUGUGAAUUAUAAGAUACAUUAUAGAAAAGAAAAUAGAAAACUAAAUAAAUGCAAUCUUAGAUUUAAUAAUUAGAAUAGAAAUUGUAAGAAAAAUAAAAAGAAGAAAUCAUCGUUAAUAAAUAAAUUUAAGAUUUAUAAGGAGAAUAAAUUAAAUUAUAAUCAUAACUUGAAGAUUAGAAACAUAAAACUGAUUAAGUACUAAAUGAAUAAUAAUUCAAAAUUUAAGAGAUAAAAGAUUUAAAGGGAGAAAUUGAAAAAUAUAGACAGAAUCUUUAAAUUUAGGAUGAUAAACUAACAAAAUAUGAUAUUUAAUAUUAGAUUGAUUAGAAAGAGAAAUAAAAAUUGGUUAAUGAAAUUGAGAUAUUUGAAUAAGAAAAUAGAAAAUUAUAACAUUUGUUAUAUGAAUAAGAUAGAGAUAUUGAUUACAUGAGAUAAUAAUAAGAAUAAGUAUUAAAGUUGAUUAAAAAUAAUAGGAAAUUUUACAUAUUGAAAAGAAAGUUGAUUCUUUAAUUACAGAAGUUCAUGUUGCUAGAGAGGAGACAAAUGAAUGGAGACGAAAUGCUAAUGAUUUGAAAAGAUAGUUAUAAUAGUAAGAAGAAUAAACUAAUUAAUUUAAAGCAAAGUAUUUAAAAAGUAAAUAGAAUUCAAAAAAUCUGGAAAAUGAAUAACGAUUUGUAAUAAAAUUAAAUUAAUUUAAAGCUUGAAGAAAAAGUGAAACUAUUAGAAAAUGAGAAAUUGCUUGGAGAGAGAGAAGCUUUGAAAAAUACUGUAGUUUAAUAAAAAUCAGUUUAAUAAAGUAAAAUUAAAGUGCUUGAUGAAAUUUAGAAUAUGAUAAAGUAACAUAAAUAUAGAGAAUGA